UAGCACAGUUCUUGUCAAAAAUAUAUGAUAUGGUGACACUGUCUUAUUUGAGAAAAAGAGCCAUGUUGAUUCUGGCUUUUCACAUGUUUGCAGCAAAAAGGGUUUUCUAAAGUUUGAUUCUUUUUCAUUGAAUCUCUUACUUUGGAAUCAUCAAUUCAAAUGGGGGUGUAAAAUUCAUAGUGAAGAAUAAGAAUAAGAAUUAGAAACCAUUUGAGGUGUUUGAUUUGAUGUGAUGUUGGCAAUGUCUUUGUGUUAUCAAUCACAAACAUUAUUUGGUUUUGUAAGUAUUCUUAAUCCUAAUCUUAAUCCUAGAUACUUGUGCAAGUCAAGGUCAUGGAAAGUUCUAUCUACACCCCCAUCUUCAGUUAUAUUGAAUGCAGAUGAAAGUGGUAAAUUUUCAAAGAACCUUGUUGGUUCUGUAAGGAAUGAUUCUGUUAGUCCUUUUGGUUAUCAAGGAACUACUGUUGGCAUAAUUGGAGGCAUGUCUGUUGAUGCAACUCUCAAUUUUCUAAGAAAGCUUGUGGAGUUGAGUUCACAAGAUGGACAAAAUCCUAUUCCUUUUUUGCUUUGUUCUGAUCCAAUUUUGAACAAGGAGCUUCUUUCUUAUGAAAGGAGUUUGGAAAGUUUUAAAGUUGAUUCUUCUCAGAUUGUGCAGAGUCUUAGAAAUAAGAGGGUUUUUCUCGAGAAUUCCGGGGCGCGUUGUAUAGUUAUGCCUUGUAAUGUUUCACAUUCUUGGUAUGAACAAGUAUCCAUAGGUUGUUCUGUUCCUUUUCUUCAUAUGGCUGAGUGUGUUGCAAAGGAGCUUAAGGAAGCUAAGUUAAAGCCACUUGAAGCUGGUAGUCCUUUGAGGAUUGGAGUGCUUGCAACAAAUGCAACUCUAGCAGCUGGUUUUUAUAAGGAGAAGCUUCAAAAUGAAGGCUUUGAGGUUAUCCUGCCAGAUAGAGCAACUAUGGAGCAUACAGUGAUACCUGCGACUGAAGCUUUGAGCCGAAAGGACAUGGAAGGGGCAUGCAAUCUAUUGAGAAUUGCGCUUCAAGUUCUUUUGGUGAGGGCAGUUAAUUUUGUUAUCCUUGCUUCUGAUGAAAUGCGAGAUGUCUUGCCCCAUGACGAUCCUCUUCUCAAAAAAUGUAUCGAUCCAAUGGACGCCUUAGCCCGGUCAACUAUCAAAUGGGUAAGAUCUUGUGGAGAUAAUACAUGAAAAACAAUUGAAAGCAACAGUUGUAUUUCAUUAUGUAUCAAUAUUCUUCUGAAUUCAUUGAUGUCCUGCAUUUCAUUAAUGCAAACUUUUGAAUUCACCAAUACUGUAACAAGCCAAAUAUGCAUUUUAUUGUUCAAGUAGCAUGAGUUCCUUCUCUAUCCAUCCAUGUUCAAAUCAAUUUUGUUUGAGAUUAAAGAACUUUCCAUCUUAUCUAUUCAAAUUUUACAAAGGAAA
Medicago truncatula (barrel medic) is the source of this 1432-nucleotide messenger RNA. RefSeq names its product broad specificity amino-acid racemase RacX. Gene Ontology annotation, molecular function: amino-acid racemase activity. The transcript is spliced from 2 exons. The record is from RefSeq and is a predicted model, not a curated record. Bases 233 to 1198 code for a protein of 321 amino acids. Lineage: Eukaryota; Viridiplantae; Streptophyta; Magnoliopsida; Fabales; Fabaceae.